CACAUAUGAAAUGAAAGAAUUCUCCUUCUUAAAAUCCCCACUUUUCACACACUCAAACACCCUAAGAAACACGUACUGAACGCACGGAAUGGCAUCAGCAAGAGCAAGGCUCAUUUUUCGCCUGGUGUUGGUCACACUACUUCUUCUCCUGCUCUUCUACGUGGGUCGUCCUCUUUACUGGAAAAUAUCUGCUACCGUUCAUGAUAUCAGAGCUAAGAAGCAGACUGUCUCUGGAGGAAUUUCGCAAUUUGUAUACGAGGCACAGAGAUCAGUGGGGUGGCUUCAUGGUAAGUCUGACUCCGGAAGGCCUGAUGGGAAAUCAGCAACUGCAAGAAGGCUUCUUGUUCUUUGUCAGGUUUCAUGAAAGCUGCCAGCUUUUUAGUAAAUCAUAGUGCACUAGUCAUGGUAUAGACGUAUGUAAAACUAGUAAAUUGAUGAGCAUUUUGUGAUGUUAUAUAUGGCAAUGCAGCAGUUGAGGUUUCUGUAGAUUCAAAUCUGUUGGAUUUGUUAUUAAUAGGAAUUUUGACUGUGCAUCAUAUAUCUACAAUUGAGGUUCACACUGCUGAAGAUGUUUAGGAGAAAUGGUCAUCAACUGAUGAUCGUGUCUAAUCUCCAUGUGGAUACUAGUAAAUUAAAGAUUUCAAUUAAGAAGCUUUCUCAUUUAUGCAGUGCUGGAUGGGUUCUAUUA
This is a messenger RNA of Coffea eugenioides, 688 nucleotides long. RefSeq lists its product as uncharacterized. The coding region runs from base 89 to 364 and encodes 91 amino acids. The transcript is spliced from 2 exons. Lineage: Eukaryota; Viridiplantae; Streptophyta; Magnoliopsida; Gentianales; Rubiaceae. The record is from RefSeq and is a predicted model, not a curated record.